Dreissena polymorpha is the source of this 1305-nucleotide messenger RNA. RefSeq lists its product as uncharacterized. NCBI's taxonomy places the organism in Eukaryota, Metazoa, Mollusca, Bivalvia, Myida, Dreissenidae. The record is from RefSeq and is a predicted model, not a curated record. Gene Ontology annotation, molecular function: oxidoreductase activity. The transcript has 4 exons. Bases 244 to 1185 code for a protein of 313 amino acids.
CAGAAUCGCAAACAAAAUGUAAACAAAUUGCUCAUUAUAUAAAGUCAUGAAGUUGAUGUUAUAUUAACAGAUUCGCAAACUUCAAUACAGGCCAAAAUCUGUGAAAAGGUCCCUUUAAGGACUUGUUUAGUGACAGACAACAAUACGUUUUUAUAAGAGGCUUCCCACACCAAGAUAUGACAAGGCUUACACUGCGAAUUCGCGAAAUUAGCCAAUAGCUACCAGUAAGAUAUCGCAGACAACAUGAACGAAGAACUGAAAGAAAUCGAAAGAAGCGGGUUGUCUGUCCCAGCAGACGAUCAGUGUGACCUCAAGAUUCCUGAUCACGUUUUGGAGUCCAUCGACAUGGCCCGGUUUCGCAGAGGUCAAUUAGUGUUCCAGAAGAAUACUUUUCCCUGUAUUUUCGCAAUGCUAUCUUCUCUGAUAGUGGGUUUGAGCGUUACAAAUCUGUUACAGGUGUUAGUAAGCACCGGCAAGUCGUCGGAUGCCAGGUCUUCAUUACGUCGGUAUUUGAGUACGUUAAACCACUUGUUUCAAUGGCAUUAUGGGAAUGUGUUUGAUCCAACAUCGUCUGCAUCACGGUCAGUGAAAAAGGUGAGGAAGAUGCACGCGUCAGUUCGUAACAUUAUGAUGAACGCAGCGAUAUCACGCGCUGAUGAGACAGGACAUGUGCACAUUUCCCAGUACGAUAUGGCCUUGGUUCAGACCGGGUUUUUCGGUUUGAUCAUAAUGUAUCCUAGAGAAUACGGCGUGCGAGCAACACAGGAGCAGCUUGAUGACUACGUCUACUUUUGGAGGUGGAUAUCGUACUGCCUUGGCAUUGACGACAGGUAUAACCUGUGCACAGAUGGAUAUGAGAGAGCAGUUAGUCUGUGUGCGGCAAUUGAGACAGAUAUUGUCAUUCCUGCCCUGAAUUCGCCGCCUAAAGACUUUGCGGCGAUGGCUGAUGCAUUUACCGACGGACUAAAUUUGUUUGCUCUUGUUCCGUUGUAUAGCAAGGAAUGUAUUAUGAAAUUUGGCUUCGAAGCCUCGAACCGUAUGUAUCCACACAAAUUGUCCAUGGCAGACAAACUAAGAACAUUCAUUUUAAAAGCAUUGAUAUCUGCAUGUUAUUAUGUGCCACUGUUUUCCAAGUUUGUGAACCACUCUUUUGAAAAAAUGUUUGAUUGUAAAUCGAUUACUUAACUAUGCAAUGAUUACACUGUAGGAUUGGUGUUAGUAAAUGCAUUUAAAAUCUCUGUGUGCUCAGUAUAUUUUAUUUAUUUAUAUUGUUUGUUUAAUUAAAAUGAAAUGUACAUGGUCAAA